UUGUAUGAGACAUGACAGAGAUGAUAUAGAAGCUACUAACAUUGUUGUUUGGUAUUAAUUUUUAAAGAUAUUAAUUAGAUUGAACUGUCUAUUUAAUGUUGCACACUGUUUUUUCUUUUUCUUUUUCUUUUUGGACUAAAACCGUUCCUCUAUUGUACUAUUUUUUUGAAACUAUAAUUUUCUCAAUUUUGAGUUUCUUUCUUGCAGAUAUUAUUAACCAGAGAUAGAGUUACACAAGUGAUUCUUCAAUUAAAGAGUGUCAAGUGAUAAAUCUAUCAAAGAUGUGGAGUUCAAAAGUAGGCAGCAAGAAACAUUCACAUUCAUUUAGAUGCGAAGAUCAAAUCUGUCCAAAUCAUAAGAAAAAACUUCAUGACAGACCGAAGAAUAAUCAUAAUUUUUCGAUAAGGGAGGUUCCAAUACAGAAAGUGUUCAAUGUAGAGCAUUGUACUAAUAACGCUAGCAGAGACUUCUCGGAUUUCGCGGAAGGAAAAAGUUAUUCUCCUACAGGCAUGAAUGGCGCAGACUAUGAUACGCCGGAGCUGGUUGUUUUUAUUCAAGAGGAUCGUCAUCAGCAAUAUACGAAGGACAUUUGCAUUGACAGGCAAAUUAUGCCAGAAAGAAAGUGUGAUAUGAAUAGAAAUAGAACAAGUGAUUUAAAUCUAGGAAUCAUGGAAACAAUGUCGAAUAAUUCGCUUCGAACGAAUUGUGCCUCUCAACAUCCUUCCUUUAAGGAAGCUAUGAGAGUGCAUGGUUUUAGAAAUUUGAUGAAAAGCGAAAUGGAACUUUCAUUAGGAGACAGGAUUACAUUUGAUCAUCACCUCACAAAGAAGGCAACAUCGGAGACACUUCGAGAGGCUUUUAAAAGGGAAAGAAACUUGACUAGGUCCUUUGAGAAUUGGCAAGGAAAUUCGAUUUUAGGAUCAAGUGGAAGCUGCGUGGAGUUUCCGCAUUGCAGAAACUGUCUACAAGUGAAUGACAGAAAUAUGUAUAGACCAGAUAUGAAUUACUUACAAAGUCUAACAACAAUUUCUGAACAAAGAAAAGUUGAUUAUUCUCGAGAGAUUUCUAACAAUGCCUUAGAAUCUCAGUCUGGUUCAACACCAUGUAUUUGCCAUGCAAAGAACUCUAGCAUUGUCUCUCACCAAUCUAAUGAUAGCAUAGGCAGUGCAAAUUCAUUUUCUUUUCCCAUAUUGCCUGUCGAAUGGGUUGGAAGUCCGGUGAAAAUGAUGGAAGCAGAUAAAAGUCAAUCAAGAAAGCAUCAAUGGAGGAAGAUAUGGCUACCAUGUUGUGAUUAGCAUGUAUUGGGUUGGGAGUGCCAAGUUCAUUCAAAUCUUUUGGUCUGGAUUUUUUGUAUGUGCCAUUAGAAUGAUAUACACAAAAUGUUUGAUUCCAUUUCUCCAUAUAGGGAAAAGAAAUCCUCAACUAUGACUUGAAUUUUUCAAUAGAGAG
This is a messenger RNA of Vicia villosa (hairy vetch), 1449 nucleotides long. RefSeq lists its product as uncharacterized. The transcript is spliced from 4 exons. The record is from RefSeq and is a predicted model, not a curated record. Bases 282 to 1295 code for a protein of 337 amino acids. Gene Ontology annotation, biological process: regulation of asymmetric cell division. Lineage: Eukaryota; Viridiplantae; Streptophyta; Magnoliopsida; Fabales; Fabaceae.